Molecule: messenger RNA, 1215 nt
Organism: Diaporthe amygdali
Lineage: Eukaryota; Fungi; Ascomycota; Sordariomycetes; Diaporthales; Diaporthaceae
Exons: 2
Coding region: 1-1215 (404 amino acids)
Biological process (GO): protein N-linked glycosylation
Cellular component (GO): mannan polymerase complex
Molecular function (GO): alpha-1,6-mannosyltransferase activity
Source: RefSeq, a predicted model, not a curated record
AUGUUGUUUGGCUUCCCAGGCUUCCCCAAUCAACUCGGCAAAAGAGCCGCCAAGGAGUGGGCAAUUCUCGCUGCCCAUCGGUCGCGGGUCCAAAGAACCCUGUUCCCGUCGACAUUAUCGAUAAAGGAUUCGGGCUGUGCGGCUGAACACCAAGACCUCAUUCACUCGUUGACCACUUCCGUUCUGUGUUUCUACACAUCACCAUUCUUCAAUGCCAUUCUCUUCGCCUCACCUCCAGCUUGUUGUCGCAUUGCUUCAUUCAUGGAUUUCUCGAAGGAUGUGCUGAAUUUCUUUUACAUGUUUGGCUGGACGAGGACGCCAAAGCGCAUCGCUCUCCUCGCUGCAUUUGGCUUCUUCUCUUUUCUGUAUAUUUUCAUGGUCUUUGGAUCGUUCCAGACCUCUCCAAAGGCGUCAUUCGUCCCUGCAGGCAUACCCAAGAAGCUCUGGUACAAACUAGGUCCCCGUGGGCUGACUACAGAGGUGCGGGCAUGGACCGACAGCUGCAUACAACAAAAUCCCGAAUAUGAGCACGAAUUUAUGACGGACGAGAUCAGCGAGACAUGGGUUGCAGAAAACUUUGCCGACCAUCCCGAAGUCGUCGAGACGUUUCACAACCUUACUAUACCAAUCCUCAAGGCCGACAUCCUCCGCUACCUCCUGCUCUUCAUCGAAGGAGGAGUCUACGCCGAUCUCGACAUCACCUGCAAUGUACCCAUAGCCGAGUGGAUUCCCGCCGAAUACCAAGCAAACUCGAGCCUUGUGGUGGGCUGGGAGUUUGACGUCGGCUGGGGGGAGAACAUUGUCCGGGAGUUUGCAACCUGGACGAUCAUGGCGAAGCCCGCCUCUCCACACAUGUGGUUGCUGAUCGGAGAGAUCAUUCAGUUCAUCAAAGACAAGCAAAAAGCAAACAAUCUCGACUCGGUGGGACAGUUGACACCAGCUAUGGUGGGCGAUGUAGUGGAUGCCACCGGCCCGAGGAUGUUCACCAAGAGCAUCCUUAGGAGUCUCGAAGAAGUCUUCCAAACCCCUAUAGACAAAGAUAGUAUAAAGAAUCUACGGCAUCCGAAAAUGGUUGGCGACGUGUUGAUUCUGCCAGGGUACUCCUUCGCCGCGGACUCAAAUCACUAUCCGCCGGAGGAGCAGCUCGGACCUCCACUGGUAACGCACCAUGGGGCCGGCUCGUGGAAAAACGAACAUGGUGGCGAACUUGUCUAG